Molecule: messenger RNA, 1695 nt
Organism: Diaporthe citri
Lineage: Eukaryota; Fungi; Ascomycota; Sordariomycetes; Diaporthales; Diaporthaceae
Exons: 10
Coding region: 1-1695 (564 amino acids)
Molecular function (GO): oxidoreductase activity, acting on the CH-CH group of donors, NAD or NADP as acceptor
Source: RefSeq, a predicted model, not a curated record
AUGCGUGUUUGGCUGAGAGAGACCGCUUCGUACCUACCUCCAGUGCAGAUUGGUGAGGUCAUGAGAGGCGUCGCCGCCGGUCGUAUCCUGGCAUCAAAGAACCCAGCAUUCAAGGCCGGCGACUGGGCAACGGGAUUUUCUGGAUGGAAGGAGGUGGCCGUGCUUGGCCCUCAAACAGUCUUCCCAGCACCAUUACUGCCCGGCGUGCAGAAGCCGGACCUUCUCGGAGCCCUUGGCAUGACUGGAUUGACCGCCCUGUUGGGGUUGAACAAGAUUGGACUGCCAAAGGAAGGAGAGCUUGUGGUUGUCUCGGGAGCGGCUGGAGCAACUGGAUCUAUCGUCGGGCAGAUUUGCAAGCUGAAAGGCUGCCGCGUUGUGGGAAUAGCGGGAACAGACGACAAGUGCGCCUGGUUGAAGGAGCUUGGAUUCGAUGUUGCCCUGAACUACAAGGCCCCUGAAUUCCGCGAUCAGUUCCUCGAGGCGACAAAGGACCAAAUUGACCUAUACUGGGACAAUGUCGGAGGCGAUAUUCUUGACCUGGCUCUGGGCCAGGCGAAGCUUCGGGGUCGGAUCGUGAAGUGUGGAAGCAUCGGCGAGUACAACGGCGACAAGGCAUCUGGAGAGCUCCACAAGAACCUUGGCCGGAUUUCAUCGAUGCGACUGCGCAUGGAGGGCUUCAUUGUACUCGACUUCGCCGCAGACUUUGCCGAAGCAAUGAAACAGUUGGCUGUAUGGGUUUCGCAAGGGCAGAUCAAAUCCAAGAACACGGUGGUGAAGGGCGGCCUGCAACAGGCAGACCAAGCGCUCGCCGACAUGUUCAAGGGCAUCAACACAGGUAAACUGGUUGUCGAGGUCAAGGACCCGGAUCAAACCUCGACUGCGAAUGCUCUGCACCAGAAGAUACGGCAAGUCUCUACGACUCGGCCAAAGAAAGCCCAGGCAACCAAAGAGCAGGCCAAGGUGGUCAAAGAUACAGUAAAGGAGGCAGUGGAGAAGAAACCAAAAUCGACCCUUGCGGCUGCUGCGAAGCCAAGACAGGCGUCUACGAAGACUGCUGCUACCAGUUCUUCAGAGAAAGGCUCGACAGUGGCCAAGGCUGUCAAGCCGGCCCCAAAGACCCGGGCUACCAAGUCUGCUAGUACAGCGACUGCUGCUGAGGAGACGAAGGCCGCCGCACCUGCAAAGAAGGCCCCAGCAACGAAAGCUAGCACAGCGACGACGACAACGCGAGCACCGAAAUCCACCGCCGCAGCUUCGGCAGCCAAGGCUCCAGGACAAGCGACUUCGACGCACACGCCCACGCCGACGUCCACACCCAGACCGGCUGCCAGCACCACGAAGCCUGCGGCGGCACCGAGCCCACCAAGGGCAUCAAGCCAACCAGUGACCCCCAAGCCAGCAAACAGCGCACCGACGCCAGCGAGCAAGAGCAGCCCGGCAUCGGCCCCCUUGCCUUACGCCGCCCAUGCGCCAAAACCCGCAGAGCCGUCGGCCGAGCCGAAGCGGGAGGUCGACCCGUCGAGCCCGGAGUACAAGCGAGCUGCGCGGAAGUGGGUGUCGACGAUGAUCGCGCUCCCCAUCCUGUUUGUCACUUCAUACUUCCUAUAUGACAGACUCGCUCUAGGCCAUCAUCCAAGCCUGGAAGCGUUCCGUUCCAAGCCUCAGCCGGCUGCUGUAGGAUCGGAGGACGCAUAG